GACUUCUGUUCUGUCUUGUCGCCGCCCCCGUGUCUUCCUCUCAGCUGCUGUCCGCCAUUUCCUCCGGAGCCUCCGACUUCCUGUCAUACGUCUCUGCCUCUGACCGCUUCCUGCUUGGACUGACCAGGCAGGCAAGCGGCCGGCUGUGGCCUGGCACUCCCAGGCUAAUGUGCGGCCCGAGCCGGGAGGCGGAGGAGGAUGUUCCCGCACUCCCCCAGCCUGGGCCGCAGUCCUCUGCUCCCCUCACACCCACAUCAGCACCACCCCGGGGAGCUGCUGAGCACCGAGCGCCUGCUGCACCACAAUCUUUCUAGAAUGCUGAUGAGUGGAAAUGCUCUGCCUAUGACUCCAGUGUCCUCGCCACCAUGGUCGUAUGGAAAUCACAGCCCUUUAGUCAGCCCAAGUUCCUCUUCUCCAUUCCAGAACAGGAAGAGGAGAAGCGAUGAAGGCAAUGGGCAGUAUGAUGUAAAAAGGCAAAGGUUUCAAUCCCCUCAGCAACCUUCGUCUGUCAUUCACCAAGCAGUGCCUUUAAGAGAUGACCUCCGCCACCAUUUCCCAGGAUCUGUGGGACUGCCGCUUAGGCUGGCACCUCCACCCCACGAGAUAAAUGGGCAAGUUUCAUCAUCCGGAGAUGCCUGGUUGUUUGACCUCAUAGAAACCACUUUGCCUGUUGCUAAAGACAAGCUGAGCCAGCAGAUUCUGGAUUUGUUUCAAGCCUGUCAGCAGCAAGUCACUGACUUGAAAAAGAAAGAUGUCUGUCGAGCAGAACUCCAGAGAGAAAUUCAGCAAAUCUUCCCCCAGAGCAGGCUGUACUUGGUUGGCUCUUCGCUCAAUGGGUUUGGCACAAGAAGCAGCGAUGCAGAUUUGUGCUUGGUUAUGAAAGAGGAGCCAAUGAAUCAGAAAACAGAAGCAAGACACAUACUAAGCUUACUCCAAAAACAUUUCUACACCCGACUUUCUUAUAUUGAAAGACCUCAACUCAUCAGAGCAAAAGUGCCAAUUGUAAAGUUCAGGGACAAAGUCAGUGGUGUGGAGUUUGACUUGAAUGUAAACAAUGUCGUAGGAAUCAGAAACACAUUCCUUCUCCGAACCUAUGCACACAUAGAGAGCCGCGUUCGUCCUUUAGUUCUGGUUGUUAAGAAGUGGGCCAGUCACCAUGGCAUAAAUGAUGCCAGUCGUGGAACCCUGAGCAGCUAUAGUCUUGUUUUAAUGGUUUUGCACUAUUUACAAACUCUACCUGAACCAGUUCUUCCAUCUCUACAGAAAGAUUACCCCGAAUGUUUUAACCCUACCAUGCAGCUGCACCUAGUACACCUUGCUCCUCGCCAUAUUCCGAAGUACCAGUCCAAAAAUGGUGCCUCUCUGGGAGACCUGUUUGUGGGUUUCUUAAAAUAUUUUGCUACAGAAUUUGACUGGACAGACAAACUUAUUUCUGUGCGAGAAGGCAAAACUAUGCAGAGAACAGAUGGCAUUGAAUGGAGACACAAAUACAUCUGCGUGGAAGAGCCAUUUGACAGAACAAACACUGCUAGAGCAGUACAUGAAAAACUGAAGUUUGACAUAAUUCAAGAUGAAUUUAAGAAGGCAUGGGUUAUAUUACGGGAUAACAAAGACCUAAACAGUGUGCUCCCUGUGGGAAGAAUUAUUUGCAUGCCAAAAAGAUAGCUUCUACAUUUUCAAUAUAAAACACCUUAAACCUCAAGAAUUUAUGGACUACUUUUUUUAACCCAGAAAUUAAAUAUAUAAGGAGAAAAACUUUUUAGUAAAAAGUUGUUUUUGUGUACAUAAUCUUUUCUUUUAUUGUGCUUUUUGUUUGUUUUUUUUCCUUGUCCUAUGUAUAUGUUGGUGGUUUGUGCUGCCAUGACUCAUUGUGAGAAUGGAACCAAUGCCUUUUUGUUCUCUGAAAUCUGUUCUAGAAUUGCACUACACUUUGAUAAAAUGUAUGUCUUAGUCUGUACGAAUAUACGGCCACUCAGCCAAUGUACUGCUGUCCUUUGUUUAUAGAGAUUAAAUAAGAGCCUGAAUCUGUUUACCCCAGGUGAUGUCUUUUCAGUUCCUC
Molecule: messenger RNA, 2059 nt
Organism: Nanorana parkeri
Lineage: Eukaryota; Metazoa; Chordata; Amphibia; Anura; Dicroglossidae
Gene: TENT2
Product: poly(A) RNA polymerase D4, non-canonical
Exons: 14
Coding region: 199-1665 (488 amino acids)
Cellular component (GO): cytosol
Molecular function (GO): poly(A) RNA polymerase activity
Source: RefSeq, a predicted model, not a curated record